Messenger RNA from Drosophila busckii, 1744 nucleotides. RefSeq lists its product as uncharacterized. Gene Ontology annotation, cellular component: nucleus. The transcript is spliced from 4 exons. The coding region runs from base 1 to 1692 and encodes 563 amino acids. The record is from RefSeq and is a predicted model, not a curated record. Gene Ontology annotation, biological process: positive regulation of DNA-templated transcription. NCBI's taxonomy places the organism in Eukaryota, Metazoa, Arthropoda, Insecta, Diptera, Drosophilidae.
AUGAAAGUUACCAGCGGCGCUAUCCAAGAAGGUGUCAAUGGAAAUGAAAGUUACCAGCGGCGCUAUGCGAGUGAAAAGAAGAAUCAAAACUUAUUGGAAAUCGGGGGUAAUGCUUUGAAUACUGCCAAGGAAGGUGUCAAUGGAAAUGGAAGCUACCAGCAGCGCUAUCCAAGUCAAAAGAAGAAUCAAAACGUAGUGGAAAUCGGGGGUAAUGCUUUGAAUACUGCCAAGCAAGGUGUCAAUGGAAAUGAAAGUUACCAGCGGCGCUAUCCAAGUCAAAAGAAGAAUCAAAACUUAUUGGAAAUCGGGGGUAAUGCUUUGAAUACUGCCAAGCAAGGUGUCAAUGGAAAUGAAAGUUACCAGCGGCGCUAUGCGAGUGAAAAGAAGAAUCAAAACUCAGUGGAAAUCGGGGGUAAUGCUUUGAAUACUGCCAAGGAAGGUGUCAAUGGGAAUGGAAGCUACCAGCAGCGCUAUCCAAGUCAAAAGAAGAAUCAAAACGUAGUGGAAAUCGGGGGUAAUGCUUUGAAUACUGCCAAGCAAGGUGUCAAUGGAAAUGAAAGUUACCAGCGGCGCUAUCCAAGUCAAUUGAAGAAUCAAACUUAUUGGAAAUCGGGGCAAGGUGUCAAUGGAAAUGAAAGUUACCAGCGGCGCUAUCCAAGUCAAAAGAAGAAUCAAAACUUAUUGGAAAUCGAGGGUAAUGCUUUGAAUACGGCCCAGGAAGCUGUCAAUGGGAAUGGAAGCUACCAGCAGCGCUAUCCUAGUCAAAAGAGGAAUCAAAACGUAGUAGAAAUUGGCAGUAAUGCUUUGAAUACUGGCAAGGAAGGUAUCAAUGGAAAUGGAAGCUACCAGCGGCGCUAUGCGAGUGAAAAGAAGAAUCAAAACGUAGUGGAAAUCCGGGGUAAUGCUUUGAAUACUGCCAAGGAAGGUUUCAAUGGCAAUGAAAGUUACCAGCGGCGCUAUCCAAGUCAAAAGAAGAAUCAAAACUUAUUGGAAAUCGAGGGUAAUGCUUUGAAUACGGCCCAGGAAGCUGUCAAUGGGAAUGGAAGCUACCAGCAGCGCUAUCCUAGUCAAAAGAAGUAUUCAAAAACGGAAGGUGUCAAUGGAAAUGAAAGUUACCAGCGGCGCUAUCCAAGUCAAAAGAAGAAUCAAAACUUAUUGGAAAUCGAGGGUAAUGCUUUGAAUACUGACAACGAAGCUGGCAAUGGAAAUGAAGGCGGCAGCGUUUUCGAUGAGUUCGGCAUCAGGCGCUCCCAACGACGCUUUGCCAGCCAAAUAAAUUAUGCGCACCUAAUGGAAAGCGGCGAUAAAAAAGCUGCCAACGUAGCUGGCAAUGGCGCUCAGCGUAAGAGAGCAGCAGCAAUGGCAGCUGGCUCUGGUGAUAUUGUCGGCUCUGCUAGCAAGAAGCAGAAACGCAAGGCAGCAGUUCCUGCUGAUCUGGAAGGCAUUGAUUCAGAUGAGCCCAUUUAUUGCGAUUGCAAUCAAGUCUCAUUUGGUAAAAUGAUAGGCUGCGAAAAUGAUUUAUGCCCCAUUCAGUGGUUUCAUUUCGCAUGCGUUUCGGUUAAGAUCAAGCCAAAGGGCGAUUGGUUUUGUCCCACUUGUCGCGGCGAGCGUCCUAGUGUCAUGAAGCCCAAGGCGCUGUUUCUCAAGGAUUUGGAGCGCUACAACAAGGCGAAGGAAGAAGAGCAGGCUUAAGCAAAAAAGAAAAUUCACAAUGAUAUUUACAAUUUAUGUUUCCCUAUUUAUC